CUGCACUCUCUCAUUUUCGCGUGCUCUCUUCUCACGCGCGUAAUUUGAAAUUUUUAUUUUCCAUUUUUUUCGGCGGUUCUCGCCAUUUCUAGUUUUCUCCCAGCUCUCAAGUGUUCGGUAAGUGUGCUCUCCAAAAAGAAACUCUGGAACACCAUAUUUUAUUUGUGUGUGCUCUUUGCAUGAUUUCGCUCUCAAUCUAUUGUGAUUUUUCAUAUUAGAACCAAUUUGUCUCCAAAUUUAGAACCGAACUCACUUAAAAGCACAAUUAAUAACAAAGAGAGCAGCAGCAAUGUCAAAACACGCUUUACAAAUAUUUGCGCUCUCGCGCGCGCGAGAAAUUUCGGCUCCGCCCAUUUUUGACAAUAAUAACAACAUCUCCCAAAUAUGGUCAUAAUGUUCCGUUUGGGCUUUUUCGAAUCGUGGACUAGGUUUGGAAUUCUAGGCCAAGACUUUGAUUUUGAGCUUUUGGCUCUAUGUAGAUUAGUUGUGGCCUAGAGAUCCUGAAAAUUUGGUCGAGAAGCCGGAUAUUUGUUUUUCUAGUUCAGGAUUUUGUUUGUUUGAGAUUCCGGUAGCCUAGAAAUCCAAAAACUUGAUUUUCUAGUCCAAUUUUCGCCGAAUUUCCACCCCUCUAAGCUCCUGGUGGCCUAGAAAUCCCAAUCUUCCAUUUCUAGGCCACAUAUCCUUACGAAAAAGAUAGAAAUCUAACCAGUUUUCUCCUUUUCCCACUAUAAUAGUGAAAAAAGGAAGAUUUUUAUCAAGGGCGUCCAAAAAAGGGCUAUCGUGUCUUUUUUUUUGAUGAUUUGAUACUUGAUUUUUUUCUAUUCGGUUUCAGUUUUCUUCUAAUCAUUUGGCUGAAAAUCAACUGUAAUUCUAUCUGUUACAGUAGCCCAGCAAAAAAUUUUGUGACGUCAAAAAGCGCUUUUUUUAGAGGCCGAAAAAAAAUUUGGGAGCACAGCCAGGAUGAGAAAAAUUUUAUAAACAAAUUUUUCUUCCCCGAGUGUGUAGGAGUUUUUGUUUUAAAUAUAUAAACAUUUUUUCGGAGGCGAGCAUUUUCUGAAAAUUUUUUGGCAGCUCUUGGAUCUUUUUCUAGCCCCAAAACAAGUUUCUGGCCUAGAAAACCAAUAUCGAGCCUAGUCCCCGCUCUCAAAUAUUUUUUCUCAUUUCCAUCUCAUUCACCCGAAAUUUCUCAAAUUUCCAGGUGGCGAUGCGCUGCUGGGUGAUAUUCUGUGCCAUUUUCGGCAUCGCAGUAUGCCGUGCACCAUUUGUGGUUAGCGAGGUGGAUGGUGCAAGUGUGCCGGUUGGCUCAAGUGAUGGCUGGAAACAGGCGGCCAAGUUGGUCGAGGCCUCCGUCAAUUUUACGGUGAGCGAAAUUCUAGUCCGCGGCCUAGAAAACCAAAAACUUUCAGCUCGACCCAUGCGACGAUUUCUUCGAAUUCGCCUGUCGCAAAUUCAUCGACGCCAAUCCAAUUCCAGAUGAUCUCACUUCAUAUUCGCAAUUCACGGCGGUUCGCGAGAAGCUUCUCGCCGAAAUGCGCCAACUCUUCGAAGACAACACAUCGAUCUCGAAAUCGAACUCGGUUCGAGUUGUUAAACAAAUCUAUGCGGCUUGUAUGGAUACGGAGACACAGAAUUCGGUUGGACCGAGAGAUAUGUUCGAGAAGAUUAAGGUAGUGUGAGAGAGGCGAUCAUUUUGAUACCGAUAUUGUAUAGGAUUUAAAGGCGCAUAGCUCGUCACGAUGUACCUUUAAAUAUCUCCAAACUCUAAUUAAUUGGGUACGGUUUGAUGCCGAAUUGCAAGGCGCAUCGGAUGAUUUAGGUAUCAGCGCGAAAAUCAAAAAAAAAUCAUUUUUCAAGGCGCAUAAAGUGUCUCGCCACGAUAUCUUCACAAAAACCCUUUUCAAACUUUUACACUAGGUAGCGUCAGAUGCAGAAUUUCAAGGCGCAUCGGAUGACCUAGGUCUCGGCGCGAUAAUCUAAGAAAUUUGAUUUUUCAACACGCAUGAAGGGUCUCGCCACGAUAACUCUUAUUUUCAGACAUUCGGCUAUUGGCCAAUGCUCCACGGCUCAAAAUGGCGUGAAUCGAACUUCGAUUUGACCAAAUUGUUGAUCAAUGUUAUCGCCGCUCGUGAUUCGAUGCCAUUUAUCGAUUUUUAUGCGGAUCAGGAUUCGAUGAAUGUUUCGCGACGAAUGUUGUCGGUAAGAAUGGGAAAAAUCGAUAAUUUUCCACGUGAACUAUGACGUGGCAGUUUGGAAAUUAUCAUUUUUUGUCGAAAACACUGGAAAUUCCAGCAAAACACCCAAAAAAAACCACCUGGUAUACGGUAGCUAGCGUUGUGUGCACUCAGAACUGUUUGCACACAAUUGACAACAGCUACAGUAACCCAUUCCAGCCAAAAAAUCGAAUUUUCCAGUUCUCCCAAUCAUCCCUUGGCCUCGGCUCCUCAACACGUGACUAUUAUUUAAAACCCACAAAAUACGCAAAACAACUCAAAGCCUACCGCACCUACAUCUUGGCAAAACUCCAAAAUUACGCCCAAGACGCUGGACUUGUCCUAAAUCAAGUAGAUUUGGAGAAAGAUGUUGAUGAAAUUAUUGAAUUCGAGACGAAAUGGGCUGCAAUUAUUGUGCCAGAUGAGGAUCAGAGAAAUUAUACACAACUUUAUAAUAUUCGGAAAUUCAGUGAAAUGCAGAAAUUGGUACCAAUUGUGAGUUUUUCUGACAGAAAUUGGGCUCGGGGCAGCAUUUUUGAGCUAAAAAUGACUCUUAGGGGCAGUUUUCAGCUCAAAAAGGCCUGUUAGAAGCCCUGGUCUUGAAAUCUAGUAAAAAUGAGCAUGUUUGAGAUCUUCCAAAUUUUGCUCUCGACCUCAACGUUAGGCUGAAAUUUCACCUAAAAAUCGAUUUUUCCAGAUUGAUUGGCAAAAAAUGCUCCUAGCCACAACUCCAUUCGGAACUCAUGCCUAUAUCAAAUCUGAUCCUGAUGUUAUUAUCGCCGAUUUGGAUUAUAUGAGAAAGUGGGGGGUUUUUUUUUGGUUUUUGACUGAAAAAAUCCUUGAAAUCGGCUAUUUUCCACCCAAAAAUCCCCAAUUUUCUUCCAGAAUCUCGCAACUUCUCCAAGACACCAAUCCACGUUUGGUCACCAACUACAUUCUUCUUCGAUUCGCCGGAACUUAUACCCGAGAAAUUGGAACAAAAUACGAGGAUAUUCAACAGGAUUUCCUGUUCGCCAUGUACGGUAGAAAACAAAAACAACCGAGAUGGAAAGACUGUGUAUCUGUGGCCACUUCGAAGCUCAGUUUCGCGUCUGGAAGUAUGUAUGUCAAGAAGUUUUUCAAUUCGGAAGCCAAGGCGACGACACUGGAAAUGAUUGGAGAUCUUCAGGAGGCUUUUAGGUGAGGGCUAUGUGUGGAAGAAUUGGAUUUUUGAGGUUUCUUGGGCUGAUAACUUUGAGCUUAGAGAUUGAGCUCAAGCUCAGCCCCAGAAAUUUCCUAAAUCCCUCCAAAAUAAUGCUAGAAUUCAGCCGGAUCUGUAAUUUUCUGAAAAUACAGCCUGAAAGCUGAGAUUUUCAGAAAAUUCCAGCUCCCGCGCAGGGGAACCUAUCGCCAAUUUUUUUUUGAAGAAAAAUCGAGUUUUGGCUCAAAAAAUCACCUAAAUUUGCUUGAAAAACCUGCCGGAUCUGUAAUUUUCUGAAAAUCCAGCUGAAAAAGCUCAGGGUUUUCAGAAAUUUCCAGCUCCCGCGCAGGGAAACCUAUCGUCAAUUUUUUUCAGCUCAAAAAAAAUUAAAAAUUGGAUUUUUGAGGUUUCUUGGGCUGAUAACUUUGAGCUUUGAUUUUGAGCUCAAGCUCAGCCCCAUAAAUUUCCUAAAUCCCUUUAAAAUAUUGCCAAAAUUCAGCCGGUUCUGUAAUUUUCUGGAAAUACAGCUCAAUUUUGAGAUUUUCAGAAAAUUCCAGCUCCCGCGCAGGGGAACCUAUCCAUACGUCGCAUGCGUGGGGUAAUCGACCCGAGGAGGGGUUAUCACUCAAACCAGUUUUGGAAGGGGAUGUCACUUGAGAAAACAUUUUGAAGACAUUUUCUAAGCUUUGUACUCUAUCACUUAUUGGGAGUGAUUGAAAUUUCUACGAAUUUUGAUUCAAAAAUCGAUAAUUUCAAAACGUUCAUCCAAAUUUUGAGAAUUUUGGUUUUGAUUUAUUAUUGCCCAAAAUCAAAAAGCAUUGAAAAUAAUUGAUAAUAAAUUAUAUCAAAAUUUUGAAACGUAUUUUUUUGUUUUUGAAAAAUUAGAAUGUUUGAACCAAAAUUUGACUCAAAAGCGGUGAAAAUGAUAAUAUUUGGCGAAAUGAAGAAAUUUUGGGCUCAAAGUUUAUCAAAAAUGUAGAUUGUCAAGUUUAUAUAGCUGAAAUGAGAAGUUUGGGCUCAAAAAAUUACCUAAAUUUGUUUGAAAAACCUGCCGGAUCUGUGAUUUUCUGAAAAUGCAGCCUAAAAGCUCAGGAUUUUCAGAAAAUUCCAGCUCCCGCGCAGGGGAACCUAUCGCCAAUUUUUUUGAAGAAAAAAUUGAGUUUGGGCUCAAAAAAUCAACUAAAUUAGUUUGAAAAACCUGCCGGAUCUUUAAUUUUCUGAAAAUCCAGCUUAAUGUUGAGAUUUUCAGAAAAUUCCAGCUCCCGCGCAGGGGAACCUAUCGUCAAUUUUUUUGAAGAAAAAUUGAGUUUGGGCUCAAAAAAUCAACUAAAUUAGUUUGAAAAACCUGCCGGAUCUUUAAUUUUCUGAAAAUCCAGCUUAAUGUUGAGAUUUUCAGAAAAUUUCUACUCCCGCGCAGGGGAACCUAUCGUCAAUUUUUUUUUUGAAAUUUUCGGAUUUGGGUUCAAAACCUUCAGAAUUUCCCGUAUAUUUCUAAUUUCAGCCAUGUUUUUUUUUGCAGAAACAUGCUUUUGGUAAAUGAUUGGAUGGAUUCUGGAACCAGAAAAGCUGCGUUGGAAAAAGCAGAAGCAAUGUUGAAACAAAUUGCCUAUCCGGAUUUCAUUUUGAGCGAUGAGAAGUUGGAUGAAUGGUAUAAAGGAGUGAGUUUUUCAGGGGUUUGGAACGAAAAAAAAUGAACAUUUUUUGGCCUGUAGACUUAUUUGGACUCAAAAAAUUCCACUUUUCAGAUCACCACUGAACCUACCGACACUUAUACACAAAUUUCGGAUAAAAUUUUGACCUGGAGAAAUAAUUUCAAUUUCCGCCGACUCUUGGAACCUGUGAAUCGCGACGAAUUCAUUUCCGGAGCUGCUGUUGUCAACGCAUUUUAUUCGCCUGGAAAGAAUGCCAUCGCAUUCCCAGCUGGAAUUUUGCAGAAUCCAUUCUUUGAUGCCAAAUUUCCGAAGUGAGUUUUUUACGCGGAGCAUUUUGAGCUAAAAAUGUUGAAUUUCGACCUGAAAUUCGAGAUUUUUAGACUAUUUGGACUCGAAAAUUAGGAUUUCUGAGGUUUUUUGGGCUGAAAACCUCGAGAGCUUAGAUUUUGAGCCUCAAGCUCAGCCCCAAAUAUUUCCUAAAUUCACCUGAAAUGUUGAUUAAAACUUGCCGGAUCUGUAAUUGUCUGAAAAUCGAGCUGAAAAGCUCAGGAUUUUCAAAAAAUUUCAGCUCCCGCGCCUAUCGUCAAUUUUUUUUUGAAAAAAAUUGAGUUUGGGCUCAAAAAAUCACCGAAAUUUGCUUGAAAAACCCUGCCGGAUCUGUAAUUUUCUGAAAAUCGAGCUGAAAAGCUCAGGAUUUCCAGAAAAUUCCAGCUCCCGCGCAGGGGAACCUAUCGUCAAUUUUUUUUGAAAAAAAUUGAAUUUGGGCUCAAAAUAUCACCUAGAUUUGCUUAAGAAACCUGCCGGAUCUGUAAUUUUCGGAACAUACAGCUUAAUGUUGAGAUUUUCAGAAAAUUCCAGCUCCCGCGCAGGAGAAACCUAUCGUCAAUUUUCUAAGCCUAAGUCUAGGCUCAUUUGGGUAAAAAAAAAUCCCAAAUUUUUGCAGAGCCCUCAACUACGGUGGUAUCGGUGCUGUAAUCGGUCACGAAAUCACCCACGGCUUCGACGACACUGGAAAACAAUUUGACAAUAUCGGAAAUUUGCGAGAUUGGUGGGAUAACACAACAGCCACAAAAUAUGCCCAAAAAGCCGAAUGUAUCAAAAAUCAAUAUUCCGAAAUCGUCAUCCCCGGAAUCAAUAUGAAUAUCAAUGGAAAAUUGACAUUGGGCGAAAAUAUUGCGGAUAAUGGAGGAGUCAAAGAGUCGUUCAAAGCCUACCAGGCCUAUUUGGCUAAACAUGGGGCCGAAUCUCGAUUGCCGGGCUUUGAAAAAGUCACCAAUGAGCAAUUAUUCUAUAUUGGAUAUGCGCAAGUUUGGUGUGGAUCGAAAACGGAUGAGGCGAAAACCAAUCAGAUUCUAACCGACCCACACAGUCCUGAAGUGGCCCGUGUUAAUGUGGUCCUCUCGAAUCAGCCUGAAUUUGCGCAGGCCUUCCAAUGCAAGCCCGGAAGUCGUAUGAACCCCGAGAAACGAUGUGUUGUUUGGUAGGCCAAGGGGCUUUUCCAAAAAGCCCUUUUGGCCCCUUUUCUGUAAGCCUAAGCCCAAGUAUUAAAAAAAAAUUGUGUUGUAUAUAUCGUAUAUCAUAUUGAUAAUGAAUGAGGUUUUUCUCAAUGGAGCGUGUUUGAUUUUUUUCACAGGGAAAAUUUCAAUUUUAUAGGAUUUCUGGGUUUUAUCAAUGGAGCGCGCUUACAUUUUUUUCACUGGGAAAAUUUGAAUUUUCAAGGAAAUCUGGGUUUUAUCAAUAGAGCGCGGUUGCACUUUUUCACUGGGAAAAUUUGAAAUUUCAAGGAAUUCUGGGUUUUAUCAAUGGAGCGUAUUUGCAUUUUUUCACAGAGAAAAACUUUGAAUUUUUGGGAUUUCCCGCAUUUUUUGCAUUGGAGCGCAAUUCUAGAAUGUUCCCCCAAAACUCACCUUUUUCCUCAAAAAAAAAUGCAGAAUUCCAAAAAAUCCCAAAUUUAAUUAUUCAAAAACUUUAAUUUUUCUCAAAAAUAAAAUUCAGAAUUUUCUGGAAUCCUGUGAAUACUAGAAAAGUAGCGUAGUAAGAAUACUGUAGCAUAAUUUUGGCGCCAAAAACCUCUUGGCACCCUUCCAAAACCCCUCAUCCCCCUUUUUACACACUCAAACAGAAGGGAGGCAAAAAAUAUGGGCAAUUUGCCAAGAGGCUGUGAUAGAGUGUGGGAAAUGAGGAGAGUAGGAGAGACAGUUAGACAACGAGGGAUAAUGGGGAGAUGAGAGAGUGCAGACGGAGUAAUGGGCAAUUUGCCAAAAGGUGACGAAAUAGUGAGGGAAAUGACUAGAGCAGGAGAGACUGUUAGACAGCGAGAGAGUGUUGUGAGAUGAGAGAGUGGAGAAGACGGUUAGAGAAAAAUGAAUUGUGUCGUGUUGGAGGUCGCGUUGUUUUUUUUUUCUGCUGACUGGCUGUCCAUUUUUUUGUUGUUGUAAAGAAGAAAGAUGAGAUGAUGAUAAUCAACGGUGAGAGAGUGUGGUAUUUGAGAGAGACGCAGACUGCUAGAGACUGUUAUUGAUUAUUGAUUGGGAAAAAGGGGAGAAAUGAAGAAUGGGUGGUGUUAUUGUUUUGGUUGUUGUUUGGAUGGCUGAAAAUUUGUAUUUAGCUGAAAAUUUGGGGAUUUUUGAGGUGAAAAUUCGAAAUAUGUGAUAUUCAGGCUAAAACCAGCGAAAAUCUUAGAAUUUCACCAAAAAACCCUUGAUUUUCAGAAGAAUUAUGAAUUUUCAAUGGAACACAGAGUUUUUCAGCUCAAAAUGUUCAGUUUUCUUGAAAAAUCUAGCUCUCCAAGCUUAAAAUUAUCGAUUUUUUAGGCAAGUAUCUCGAAUUUUCAGCCAAAAACCCCUAGAUUUUAAUGUUUUCUCAGAAUAUUUAGCUCUCUCUCAAAUUCCUUGUUUUUUUGUCCUUGAUCCAAAUCGAAGCCCAAUAAAAAGGGCUUUUAUCCAUCGGCCAAAACGUCGCGUGAGAGUCGGGCCAGCUAAAAAGCGGCAAUUAUCUGAAACCCAAAUUUGACCGCCCCUUUUUGCGGGGAAAACGAGCAUCAGCAUUAACGAUGCUCGUUUAACGGCCAAAAUGGUCCUAUUCGGGCCAAAAAAUAUGUCUGAGGGGGCUUGGGAUGGUUUUUUCGGGCUUUAUGAAGCUUCCGAGAAUCUUAAAGCUCUUAAAAUACGUUUACAUAUACUUUAAGAACCUUAAAAACCUUUUUUAGGCCGUUUAAUGUGUAUAUAUAUAUAUAUAUUUUGUGAAGACUAGGCGAAGGCGAAUCGAAUGUUUUGUGAAAAGAGAAGAGAAGAAAGAUGGGCGGUAUGUGGAGAGGCGAGAGAGUGCGAGACGCCAGACACAACAAAGCGUGGCGUAUGGGGGAGAGAGUGCGAAAGAGACGCAGAGAAACAUAACUGCUAACUUGUCUCUGUCUCUCUAUGUAUAUAUAUAUAUAUACACAUAUUAUAUAUAUAUAAAUAUAUAUUUGUAUUUUGGAGAGAUUUGCUGUUUUUUUGUAGUCACUCACACAUACAACUAUUUUUAGCCGUGGGGCGCGAUUAGACUACCUUUGAUUUUAGAUAAUAGAAGGGAGGGAUGACCUUGCCGGGAAGAUUUUGGCGGGAGAUUGUGAGAUUGGCUGGUUGCCAAGGUUCUUUAAGGACACCAUGGUUUUUUUUUAGCUUUUAGGCUCAUAAAACUGAAUCUCAAUCUUAUUAUUUUCUAGUUUUCGAGCUCGAGAGCUGCUUCCAGAUUUAAAAAAAAAUUGACGAUAGGUUCCCCUGCGCGGGAGCUGGAAUUUUCUGAAAAUCCUGAGCUUUUUCAGCUGGAUUUUCAGAAAAUUACAGAUCCGGCUGAAUUCUAGCAUUAUUUUGGAGGGAUUUAGGAAAUUCCUGGGGCUGCGCUUGAGCUCAAAUUCUAAGCUCAAAGUUGUCAGCCCAAGAAACCUCAAAAAUCCGGCAGGUUUCUUUUCUAUUUGAAAAUUAGAAGCGUAGUGCUCGUAGUUUUAGCCUACAAAAUGCAGAAUUUUAGACUUCAAUAUGAGUUUCGUCAAAUUCUCGCUACAAAUUUUGUUUCAGCUUUUUUUGUCUGAAACAGUGAACGUACCAAAUUGGUAUUUUCUGCGAUGAAAUCUUGUCAGCCAAGACUUCGAUUUUUUGAACAAAAAGUUUGAUUUCACCUGUCUCUUCUUAAUUAUUUUCUAAAUUUUCACCUUUCUCAGCUAAAAAGCUAGUUAUAUAUUAUUUUCGUAUAUAUACCAAAACCUCGUUUUUAGCCGAGACUUAUCACGCGAAAAUCUCCUUAUACCUACUAAAUCCGCUUACACCGGCUUUUCCGGUGAUUUUUGCACCAAAACUCCAUCCACAUUCAAUUUUCUGGCCCAAAAAAUAAUGUGUUGAUGAAAUUUGGGCAAUGUAACGUGACCUUUUCGUAAUUUCUCAAUAAGCAUCAUUUAAAUACACGUCAUUUCUUAUUGAUUUGUCUAUUGGAAUCAUUUUGCGCCUCAUAAAAAUCGUCUGUUUUCAGAAAAAAAUUCGUAUUAACACACGAGAAAGCAGAAAGAAGAAAAGAAAAGCGAAAAAGUGAGUUUUGUUUUUUUGUUUUCGCGCGUUGGUGUUUGCACAGUGACGCACAAUUGCAGAGCGCGGGAAUUCAAACAAUCAUUUUUUUUUCGAAAUUCCAGCAAAACUCUAUCUAUUUCCAGCAUGAAACCAUGGUUCAAAUGAAUUUAUCAAGAGAAUCGAGACAUGUUGCAGUUCAUGGUCUCCCAGAAAACCUGACAAUCGAAAAAAUCACCGCAUUUUUCGCGAUCUACGGAAAAGUCCAGAAAAUCGAUAAAAAUCCGGCGGAUAAGAGUGUAAUCGUUAGUUUCAAUGAUGUUCGAAGUGCACAAAAAGCAUAUCAAGGAGAGCAUUUGCUGGAUUCAAAUAUUCCUUUCACUAUUAACUUCCAUGAACCAGAUUUAUCAAUGAAAAGGUAAAAAUAUCGAGUUUGAUGUUAAAAAAUCGCAAAUUUUUGCAGCACAUCUUCUCAAGUCACAAAUCCACUAAGCACAUUGAAUACAAGUGCUCCGACUACAAGUUUUCGACUUACGCCAAUGCCAAAACCCAAAGAAAACGCGGCAAAUGUGUUUAAUAUUGCGUUGCAAAAGAGCACAUUGAAACGAUUGACUAGGGAAUCGCAGGGGGCGAAAAGUUCCAGGGAAACUAGGUAAAUAGCGUGAAAAAUGUGGUAAUUUUCAUGAAAAAUACAAAAAAGUAUUGGUAAAAACCACAAUUCUAUCAAAAACCAACGAAUUUUCAAGAAAAAUAUAUCUGAAGUACGAAAAAUCUCAUACUUUUUCCAAGCUGAAGCUAUAAUCGUGGGAAAAUUGCGGUUUUUGACUGAAACUUAUAUAAAAAUCAAUUUUUCCCGCGCAAAAAGUAUUUUGUCCAAUACAACACCCGGAAGCAAAUACGCUCCACCUGACCUGUAUUCAUCUCUAUGUCUGCACUCUCUCCUAAUCCCACACUCUCUAACUUUCGCUUUUUGACCCCGCGCGAGCCGUUUGCUCCUCUUGUCUUUGUUUUGUUUGGCCGGCGCGCGCGCCCCUUGCGCCCGCGACCUUUUUCCCUCUGCACUCUCGCAUUUCUCCAUACUCUCUCGCGCUGUCUGAUCUAUCUUUUCACAAAUAAUAGACAGAGAGAAUGGGGGAAAAUAGACCGUGUUUUUUUGCUGUGUGACUGACUGACUGUGCGUAGUUUUUUGAUUGGGAAAUUGGGUGUUCGCUAGGGUUUUGGGUGCGAAAAUGGACGAUUUUCACCCGGAAAUCACUAAAAAUUAUGGGUUUUUACCCGGGAAUCCUGAUUUUUUGAUGAAAUUUCAUCAGAAAAUUACGAUUUCUGACCGAAACUUGAUUUUAAAACAUGGAUUCAGACUGUUUUCUGAGCUCAAAAAAUUGAUAAUUGAAUUUUUGAGGUUCACGUAAAUUUGCUUGAAAAACCUGCCGGAUCUGUAAUUUUCUGAAUAUCCAGCUGGAAAAGCUCGGGAUUUUCAGAAAAUUACAGCUCCCGCGCAGGGGAAUCUAUCGUCAAUUUUUUUUUUUUUUAAAUUGAGUUUGGGUUCAAAAAAUCACCUAAACUUGCUUGAAAAACCUGCCGGAUCUGUAAUUUUCUGAAAAUCCAGCUGAAAAAGCUCAGGAUUUUCAGAAAAUUUCAGCUCCCGCGCAGGGGAACCUAUCGCCAAUUUUUUUCAAAUUUGUACAGUAUUUGGGCUCAAAAUGCUCCAAAUCUCACCUAGAUUCCAAAAAAAAUCUAAAUUUUCCAGCGAACCAUCAACAUCAGCAGCUACAGUAGCCCAAAAUCCCGUGUCUUCCACUUCAUCAACUCCCUCUUCAACAUCUUCCUCAACAACAACAGCGCCCCAAUCAACUACAGUACUUCAGGCGAUAAUUGUUGAAAAACUACCGGUUAGAAGUGAGGGAACAUUAAAGGAGCAUAUCAAAGAGGCGCUGAAGAGAUACGGUAGAAAUUUACAAGAAAUAUUGAUUGAGAACGACGGUGAUUGUGGAAGAAAGGCUGUGGUUUGGUUUCAAAGGUACGGUGGAUUUCGGGACGGGUUUUGGGGUGAAAAAUCAUGAUUUUUCACGAUUUUCGACCGAAAAUUCAUCAUUUUUGAUUAAUUUUGAUCCGAAAUCAAGUAUUUUUGUUGCAGAAUCGACCACGAGAAAGUUCAACAAGAGCCGUAUUUAAAUAUUCUUGGACAACGUGUCAGAUUACGUGUGGCGCCAUUUUCAAGGUAAUUUUUAGGAAAAUUUGGAUUUGGGAGCUGAAAUUGAGCAUUUUGAGAUUAAAUUUGAUAGGAUUGCUCAGAUUAAACCUGAAUUUUCAGUUGAAUCUGAGCUUCCUGGGCCAAUUUAAGCUUCAAAAAGAUCAAAGUUAUCAAUUUUUGAGUUAAAAAGGUUCCCAGGAUCAAAACAUACCAAUUUUUACCAUUCCCCGCCUUAUUUGACCCCAGAAACUUGGAAAAAUCCCGAUUUCAACUCUAAAAUUAGCAAAUUUGCUUCAUUGAGAAUUAGGUGGUUUUUUGGAAAAUUCAAAUAUUUAGAAAUGCUGGAAAUAGGUUAGAAAUAUCGGAUUUUUCCGAUUUUCGCACCCAAAAUCUGUAUUUUCAGCGCCACAUCAUCUCAACCAUCAACAUCUUCUUCAACAAAAGAAUCAUCUGAUCUACCAAAUUCAAUAAAAUGCGCUUCAUCUUCUUCACAAAAUCAAUCAAUAACUCAACAACAACUACCAUCCACAGUACUCCAAUCACAAGUCGCCUCUUAUAAACGUGGAAUUCCGCCGAAUCUGGCAUCCAGCCAAAAUCCCAGUCAAAUGAGCCUAAAUUCAUCGGCCCUCGGCCUCAAUUCAUCUUCGGGCUCAUUUCAAAGUCAAGAUGAAGUUGAUAUUUUCCACCCUAAAGCCUCGCGAACUCUUUAUGUUGGUGGAUUGGAAUCUCGAAUAUCUGAAGAGAAUCUGAAGCGACGAUUCUCGAAAUUUGGCGAGAUUCUGGAUGUGGAUGUGAAGAAUUUCGAAUCGCCCAGUCCUUUCGCUUUUCUACAAUUUGCUGAUAUUGAUUCGAGUGUCAAAGCGAUUAAUGCACAUUUGGGAGCGAAUAAGAAGGGAAGGGUGAGUUUUUGGGGUUUUUUUGAGCCUGGAAACAUGAAAAAUCGAUUUUCCCAUCAAAUUUGACCCCCGGAACGUUUAAAUCUGAUGAUUUAACCCUAAAAUUGGCAAAUACGCUCUAUUGAGAAUUUGGCGGGUUUUUGAGAAAUUCAAAUUUUCAAAUAAGCCGGAAACUAUGAAAAUCUAGAGAAUUUCAUGAUUUUUUUGUGAUGUUUUUGUUUCUCAACAAAAUAUCCGAUUGCUCAUCUUAUCUAUCGUCUAAAAAUAAACAUUUUGCAAUGUUUUGAUAUCAAAAAUCUCAUUAUUAAGCCACGCCCACUUUUUAUUGUAUAAAAAUUGGAUUUUUUCACAAUUUUCAGCUGAACAUGAGUCAUUUUUAAUGAUGAAUUGGAAAUUUUUGAAUUUUUCGAAAACCCGGGUCAAAAUUGUCCAUUUCUUAUCAAAUCUGAAAUUUUCAGCCAAAUUUUGGACGAUCAAUGACUUCCAACAAAUUAUGGAUUGGAAAUUUGCCCGAAAAAGCGCAGAUGGAUUAUAUUGUUCAGAAAUUGAGGACACUUUCGGAUGAUGUUGGAGAUGUGAAUGUUGAUAUGAGAGCCAAGCAGGUAAGCUGGAAAUCUGGAAUUUUUGACUAAAAAUGACCUAAAAUUCGAUUUUCCCAUCAAAAUUGACCCCGGGAAGUUGAAAAUCCGACAAAACUUGCAAAUGCGCUCUGUUGAGAAUUUGCCGGGUUUUUAAAAAAUUCAAAUUUUCAAACAUGUUCAAAUCUUGUUUCUUGGCUAUUUUUUGACCUGAAAUUAAACAUUUUCAAAUUUUCUUCAAUUUCAGGUUGAAAAAAUUGUUUUCAAAAAAUUUUUUGAUCUGAUCUACCCGAAAUUUUUCCAACUUUUAAUAUUUUCAAAAAAAUCAAUUUUCAAUUUUUUUUUUUUGCUUUUCAGGCAAUUAUUGUAUUCACGUCACCGGAAUCCGCCACGCAGGCUUACAAUCGAAUUCGCUCAAGUCAACCAAAGCCUUUGUGAGUUUUUCAGGGGAUUUUUGAGCUCCGGGAGCAUUUUUGGGUUGAAACUAUGGAUUUUUGGUUCCGAAAGCCUCAAAUUCGGUCUGGGUGCCAGUUUUUUGACCCAGGGACCACCCGGUUUAAUUUCAGUUUCUUCUUCUCUCUCUCUCUCGCUUGAGAGAAUGCUAGACACAAAAAGAAAAUUAGAAAAAGGCGAGAGAGUAAGAGAGCGGCUAGACAUAAAAAGUGAGGAGGAAGAAGAAGAAGAAGCCUGAAAAGAAAGAAGAUCCAUUUUUGGAUGUCUUUGUAUGUCUGGCUCACUCUCUCUGCUCUCCACACUAUUUCCACCCUCGUCAUUUUGUGUCUCGCACUCUCUCCAUUUUUUUCUGCUAUUUUUUGUAGCCUAGCCUUGUGAAGAAGUUGUAUUAUUUGACCAUUGGGGGCUUUUUCUGGGCCGUUUCAGGCUUUUGGACCUAAAACUCGUUAAAAAUAUGAGUUUUCAAGGGCUUCUUGGAUCUUUAGGGCAUUUUAAGGCAUAUUUUCAUCUUAAUUGGAAAAACAUUGGAAUUUCCGGACUAAUUUUUGAGCAUUUUCUUAUUCUGCUUUAGAUUCAUCUGAAAAUUCUGUAAAUGUCAAUUUUCAACCCGAAAAUUGCUCCGAAAGCCUGAAAAAUUACCCGGAAAUCAUUUUCUUGAUUAAAAAUUUGCCAAAAUUUCAUUUUCUCGGCCAAUUUUUCAUCCAAAAAUCCAAUAUUUGGUCCAUUUUUCACCCCUCCGCAAAAUGAGCCCGGAAACCCAUUUUUCUGGCUCUUUUUUCAUUAGUUUUAGCCUAAGUCUAACCGCCCCCCCCCCAAAUGAAAUUUCAUUUGUGCAAAGCUCUCCGCAAAAAAUUGAGCUAGAGUGCUUUUUUUUUUGGGAUUUUUGGGCUCUAAAAUGAGCAAUGAUCAAUUUUUGGGCAUUGCUCAUGUUAACUGAUUGUUUGGAGCUUGAAUUUGAAGAGAUGAAGGCUAAUAUGAGCAAUUCCUAAUUUUUGAAUAUUCAAAAAAUUAGGCAUUGCUCAUGUUAUGGACCAAUUUCUCCCCAAAAACCCCGAUUUUUUGCAGUUACUUCAAAUUUCCGGACGGAGAUCAGCGGAUAGCUGCGGAUUAUUGCUCGGAACGACUCUACGAGCAUUUCAUCGAUCGCAAACAUCAACAUACACUAACUCAGGAUUCUUCAUCGUCAAUUUUGCCACCUCCACCGGGUUUCCCAGCUCUAGGAGUCCCGCAGGAAGUGGCCGAACCGCUUCUCGCACCGCCACCCAAUCCACCACCCAACAUGCCGAGUUUUGUGGCGGCUACGCAAAUUGCGCCGGCGGCCGCGGUGCGACAUCGCGACUCGCGACGCAGUCGCACACCACAAUCGUCGUCGUCGUCGCGAAGAAGAUCAAGAAGUCGCGAGUCGUCGACGCGGCCAAUUCCGCGCGGACCGCCGCCGCGACGAUAUGAGACGCAAGCGUCGUCGCGGCAUCGAGGAAAUGGGACAUCGGGAAGAGAUAGGACGAUGGGCUCGAAGAAGAGAAGGUGGGUGCUUUUUGGGGGGUACUGUAGGUUUUGGCGCGAAAUUUGGAACAUUUUAAGACCAAACAUGAGUAUUUUUAAGGAAUUCGGGGACUAGAAAACCAAAUCUGGAAUCCUAGUCCCCGAAUUCAAACCAAAUUUCCGUAGAAAAUUCCUAAAAUUUGGAUUUCUGAGGCUAUUUGACACCGAAAAGCACAUUUUUAAAGAGAAUUUUCAUAUCGGCGACUAGAAAACCAAAUCUGGAAUCCUAGUCCUCGACUUCAAAUCAAUUUUCCUUAAAAAAUCCCUAAAAUUUGGAUUUCUGGGCUAUUUGACACCAAAAACCGCAUUUUUAGAGAAUCUUGAACUCUGGGACUAGAAAAACAAAUUUGUAAACCUAGUCCCCGAUUUCAAACAAUAUUUUUGCUUUUUUAAGCCGAAAAAGCUCAAAUUUCUAUACUAAUGAAUAAUAAUAAUCCAAAAAAUCGAAAAGGAAAAAGUGCAAAUCUCGGUUUCCACGGAAACCCGCUCCAAAAAGUGAUACAAUGAGAAAAAACCAAGGAGAUUUAAUAUUAAUCAUUCAUUUUGUCACAUUUUCCACUUUUUUCAUUAAUUUUGUCUGGAAUGGGCCAUUUUUUGGUUUACUAGGGCAUUUCUAACCCUGAAAAACUUUGAAAAUUCAAAUUUCCCGCCGAAAGUAACCCCUAGAACAUCAAAAUCCGACGAUUUUACUCUAAAAUUAGCAAAUACGCUCUAUUGAGAAUUUGGUGGGAUUCGGAACUAUUCAAAUUUUUAGACACCCAGUAUAUGGUUCAAAGCCGUUUUUAGCCUUCUACGUCGUUUCUAACCCUAAAAACUAUGAAAAUUCAAAUUUCCCGCCGAAAUAGACCCCUAGAAUAUCAAAAUUCGGUUGUUUACCGUGAAAUUAGCAAAUGCGCUCUAUUGAGAAUUUAGCGAAUUUUUGAAAAAUUCAAAUUUUUAGAAAUAGUUCUGAUGUUUUCAGCCGAACCUCGUCAACAUCUUCAUCAUCAUCAUCAGGUUCAACAUCAAAUUCAUCGAGCUCCAGCUCGAGUUCCUCCAACUCAUCAAGUCGAAAUCGCUCAUCUCGCCGUCAAUCUCGCUCCCCUCAUCGACGAAAACAUCAACAAGACUCAUCAAAUUCCUCCUCUCGACACACUUCACAUCGACAUCGACGCUCACCAAGUCGCCAGCGACAUCGUCGCGAUUCGGAAGCGUCGCAUCGCAGUCGAGACACGCGAUCACCGUCAGUUGUGCGAAGUAUACAUCAGAAGGCUUCUGGAUUCUUUGCGGAAGGACCGUUGGCUCCCCCGCCAGCACCGCCGCCGAUUAUUGAGCCGCCAACUCCGCCCCCACCACCUCCGAUCGUUGGACCUUCGACACCGCCAGCACCGCCGGAGGAGGUUGAAGUUCAGGCUUCUGUGGAAGCGCCAAGCACGUCUCAGGUCCAAGCUCCAGGCUCCACCAAAACCCUCGGUCCCACCUCGACCACCCCAACCCAAUCUUCAACACAAGCGGCCCAGUCAAGAUUCAACAUCAUCUUCUCAAGCCCCGCACACACCGCUCAAAAACAUCCGACCCGAACUAGUGGUACCGCUCGAAGUGCCGCCGAACGCGCCGAUUAUCCCACGAGAUCCGCGCAACCGCAACGCCACUCGCAUCCCCGUCUACCGUGUUCCAUACACGCGCAACAAUGAGGCGAUAACGCGGCGGGCCGGCCCGCCCAAGACAAAUUUGCUGUUUUAUCGAUUUGGCGAGAAUAUGCCUUGUAAGUGUUUUGGGAUGUUGGGAGUGGGAAAAUUGAGUUUUUUUUUACUCCAUAAACCUUGGAAAAUUGAUAUGAGCAAUCCUGGUGAAUUUUGAGUUAAUAUGAGCAAUUUUAGGGUUUUUUUUAACUAAAAUGAGCAAUUCUGAGAUUUUCUUUCUUGAAAAUCAAGGGUUUUUGAUUAAUAUGAGCAAUCCUAGACAAUUUUGAGUAAAAAUGAGCAAAUUUGCAUUUUUCUAAAGUUAAUCUAAGCAAUCCUAGUGGUUUCAAAACGGAUAUGAGGAAUCCUGUGGUUAUUCUCAAAAAAUCACGAUUUUUGACUAAUAUGAGCAAUCCCUAGAUUUUUUUUCUCAAAAAAAUCACGAUUUUUGACUAUUAUGAGCAGUCCUGGGUUUUUUCAACUAUAAUCCUCGAAAUUUUCAAUUUUGAGUUGCUCAUGUUAAACAAUUUGUUGAAGAAAAGCGAGUUUUGCUCAUAUUAACACCAAUUUUCCCUGAAAAAAUCCUGUUUUUAGACUAACAUGAGUAAUGCUUAGACUUUUUCCGUAACACACACAAAAAUUGGGGCAUUGCUCAUGUUAAUCAAUUUUACGAAUGAAAUCUAGCAUUGCUCAUAUUAACACUAAUAAAACAUGUUUUCUGCAGCCUUACACCAAACAAAUGACACGUGGCCGGUGCCGCGAAAUUCUUCGCAGCCAAGUUCUUCACACAAGCCUGCUGCAGUUUCAUCAUCGAAUCGAUCUUCUGGAUCAAUUGUCAAGAAACCGCAAGAACAUCACAAUUCUGGAGCACAUCAUAGCUCGAAUUCAAGCCACAACCAUCACAAUUCUAGCCAUUCACAUCAGAGUCAACAGGCGGCUCAACGAAGGAUAUCUGGUGGAGCAAUUAUGGCCAGCUCUUCGGAUGAUGAUGAUUAUGUGAGUGAUGGAGAAGGUGUGACGAAUUAUCCGCCACCGCCGCCGAGUUCGCUGGAUUUGUUGUGCGCGCCGCCGCCCAAGAGUUUUGAUAACUCGUUGAUCAAGAAGGUUGGUACGGGGUUUUGGAGCUUUAAUUUGAAAAGUUUAGCCUGAAAAUGAGGAAUUUUCUGGCCUUUAAUCAGAAGAACCUAAUUUUAAACCCCUCAAGUUUUUAGCUGAAAAUGAGCCAAGAAUAUUGGAGCCUGAAUUAAUUUAAUCUAAAUUUUUGGCUUUUUCAAACACGGCAUUUUGAAGGCUAAAAUAAUCCAAUUUUUUGAAAUGCUGAAAACUUGACCUGAAAUUAAAAAAACAUUUAGCUCAAAAAUUAUUCCGGAUAUUGCAGGAUUUUGAAGCCUGAAUCUGAUUUUUGAAAAUUCGGAAAAUCUGGAAUUCCACGUUUAUUCAAGAAUUUUCAUCUAAAAUUCCAGGAUUUGAGUUCAAAAUGCUCUCUAAUCCAACUUAUCAUUCCAGAAAAUCGACAUCUUUGGCGAACGUCUCAAAACAUCUCAACCCUCAACACCAGCCACACCUCUGGCAACAUCAACCCCUCUUCAAACAUCACAAAACUAUCAUCCGCUUCACCCGAUUUCGAUUGGAGGCGCUCCAUCAACGUCAACUUCAACUUCACACAAUCAGAAUGCGAUCUCGACAUCGAAUUCAGGCCCGAAUUCAGGCCUGAACCACCAAAAUCUGAAUCAAAACCAGGAGAAUAUUGAUCGAAACGGCCCCGCCGCCAAGCGAUUUGGUCUCAAAAAAGUGUCGGGAGGAAGCGGAGAGCUCGCGGAUAUUCGAGAUAGGCUAAGUCAUUUGGAGAGGCAGCGAGUUGUGAAUGAGUUUGCCGAUAUUCUGCCGACGACAAGUGCGGUUGCACCGAUUAUCCCGCCGGCAAAUUCGAAAUCGCAUCCGCCACCGUUGAGUAUUGCGAUUCCUGGACCGUCGAGUUCGACAAUCUCAACAUCGACAGCGGCCAUGAUGACUGGAAUGACACCAAAACCGUUGAUGAGUCCUGGGGUGAGUUUUUUGGGGGUGAUUUUUGGAUUCUAGAGGUUCUGAGGAUCGUUUAGAAUCUAAAUUUGAUGGUUUUUAGAGUCUAGAGCUUAUUGGGCCCGAAAAAGCCUAGUUUUUGGAUUCCUGAGGUGCUGAAAAUCAUUCAGAAUCUAAAGCCUAAGAUUCAGAAUUUGAUAAUUUAGAAGAAAAAGCCUAGUUUUUGGAUUCCUGAGGUCCCGGAGAGCAAUGAGAACCUAAAUUUGAUGAUUUUCAGAUUCUAGAGAUUCUGAGAAGCAAUUAGAGUUCAGAUUUGGUGAUUUUUUUUGGAUUCUGGAGGUUCUGAAAAUCAUUUAGAAUCUGAAUUUGAUGAUUUUAAUAUUCCUGAGCUAAUUGGGAAGAUUUUGGAUUCCUGAAGUUCAGGGGAGCAAUUAGAGCCCAAAUUUGGGGAUUUUUAGAUUCUAGAGAUUCUGAGGAUCAUUUAUUAACUAAAUUUGGGAAUUUUUGGAUUUCUGAGCUCAAAAUUAGAGAUUUUUGAUAGUUUAGAAGCUCUGGGACCACCUUGACCUAGAAUUUGGAGUUUUUUAGAAUUUGAAGGUUCUUGGGGGUAUUUUGAUCCCCGAUGAGGUUAGAUUUUGAAUUUUCGGGAUUUCAGAAGCUCUGGGUUCAUCUGGACUUCUGAAAUCAAACGUUUUUCGAAAUCUAGAGGAUCUGGGGAAUAUUUAGAAUCUAAAUUUGGUGAUUUUUGGAUUUCUGAGCUCAUUGGAAUUAUUCUGAGCCCGAAAAAGCCUAGAUUUCGGCUUCUAAAAGCUCCGAAGAUCAUCCGCAAGCUUCAGAAGCCAUUAUCACUUCUGGAGACUCUCAAAAAUCCCACUAUUUUUGCAGGGCACAUCAUCCCGUCACUCAUCAAUCUCGCUAUCACAACGUCCAGCCACCAUAGUCUCCCGUCAACCGUCGAAUGCUCAAGAAAUGCCGUCACCCAUCCUCUCCGCACCACCACAACCACCAUAUCUCCCGCCAAAAUCCGCUCCGGUGCCUCCUAGCGCAGGCGGCGCCAAAAUGAUGUCACCCCCUGCGCCCACCAAAAAAGAUUCGACGUCGAAAACGAUUGCUCAGGUCAAACGACAUGAUUCGGUUUCGGUGCCUGUUGGAUUGCAGAAUCCAAUAAAACCUGCUGGGAUUCAGUCUCGAAGUAUGUCGGAAAAUGUGCCCAAAACACCCACUGUUGGCGAGAAUGUGAUAAAUAAGAUGCUCAAUCCAACGCAGAGCCUCUGGGGUUUGCCGAGUUUCAAGAAGAAUAGUGCGCCGAGCACACCGGGCAGCACUUUGACAAGUCCGCAAGCUCCAGGUUUGGCUCCGAAUUCCGGAAAGAAGGAUAAAGAGAAGGAAAAAGAAAGAGAGAAAGAGAGGGAGAAAGAGAAGGAGAAGGAGAGAAAGAAGGAAAAGAAGCGAGAGAAGGAGAGGAUUCGAGAGAAAGAGGCGGCGGCAGCAGCGGCAGCAGCAGAGAAGCAGAGAUUGAAAGAGAAGCAGAGGAAGAAGGAGGAGAAGCAGAGGUUGAAGGAGAAGCAGAGGAAAAAGGAGGAGAAGAAGAAGAGAAAGCAGCAACAACGAGAGAGUACGGGAAGUGAGGAGAGCACAGGCGACGAGGCGACAGCAGCAGAAGUUCGAGAUAAGGAUUUGACGCAAGAGCAGAGGGAUCGGCGAUUGGCGAUACUGUUGAGUGAGGGAUCGAUUAUUGAGAAGGUGAAGAGUCGGAGGAAUAAGGUGGAGAAGAAGAAGAAUGAGAGUUUGGAGAAGAUUCGGGGAGCGGCGAAGAAGGGUGGACCGGUGAGUCGGGAAAUUUUUGGAUUUGGGAAGUCGGGGGAGUAUUAUGAUACUAAAUUUGAAGGUAAUCGCUCAUUUUAGGUGAAUUUUGGGAUAUAAAUUUCAAUAUUGCUCAUAUUAGUCUGAAAAAAGUUAUGAAAAUUUCACAAUUGCUCAUGUUAAUAUGAAAUUCUCAGGAUUGCUCAUUUUAGGCGACUUUUGUGAUAAAAAUUCCAAAAAUUGCUCAUGUUAACCCGAAGUCCCUCAGAUUGCUCAUAUUAGUCUGAAAAACUGGUAUUGCAGGUUACUGCAGGUUUUGGCGCCAAAAAUAAUUCGGGAAAAAAUAGGUUUCAAAAAAUUGUGAAAUUUGUCACGUCAAAAUACCAUUACUGUAUUUUGGCGCCAAAAUCUACAGUAGCCAUGUGAUCCUGGAUUUGAUCUACAGGAAAUUCUGCAUUUUUCGACACCAAAAUUGCUCAUGUCAGAAUUUCCGAAUUUUUUUGAACCUUGAAAAGUUUAACAUGAGCAAUCACUCAAAAAAUCGAUUUUUUCAGAAUUUAAAAAGUUCAAAAAUAUAUGAUAUGAGCAAUUCUUAGACUUUUUAAAAGUGUUUUCUCAAAAACCUGGAAAAUCUAAAUUUUCAAGUCUCUAACAUGAGCAAUCCCCAAUUGUUUAUUCAAAAAAAUCCGAUUUUUUCAGCGUCGAAUUCUGUUGGAUUCAUCAGAAUCUUCAGCUGCUGAAAAUAAUGGAGAAGAAGAAGAUUCAGAUGAUGCGGAUAAUAUGAGCAAUGCUGCGAAAUCCAAAAAGAAAUCGAAGAAAAGCAAAGAAUCGGCUGAAGAAUCGAGUUCUGGAGAAGGAUCCGAAGAUGACGCUGAAAAUGAGGCUGAAAUUCGGCGAAAACGACGAAAAGCUGAAAAGGAGAAGAAAAAAGAGAAGGAGAAGAAAAUGAGUAUGGAUGAUGUGUUUGGAGCAAUUUCGGAUGAUGAAGAAGAAGAAGCAGAAAUGCUGAAAAAACGGAAAAAAGAGAAGAAGAAGGAGGAAAAAGAAAAGAGAAAGAGGAAAAUGGCGGAAAAUGAAGAAGAGGAAAGGGUUGAGAAGAAGAAGAAGAAGAGUAGGAAGGAGGAUGAUGAAGAGGUGAGGAGAUUUGAAUUUAAAAAUUGGGAAAAUCAGCUACAUUUUGAGCUAUUUUUGGGCGAAAAACUUGCAUUUUAAGCUAAAUUUCGACCUGGAAAGAUUUUGGAGCCAAAAAAUGAAGUUCAAGCUUAAUUUCAACCCUGGGAUCAUAUUUUUGAUCCUGCAAACGUGAAAAUUAGCGAUUUUUACACCUGGGAUCAUUUUUGAAUUGAAAAAUUGAAAUAAUCACGUUUUGGCUACAUUUUGAGCUAUUUUCGAGCGAAAAACAUGAAUUUUGAGCUAAAUUUUGACCUGGGACGAUUUUAGAGCCAAAAAAUAGCUUAAUUUCAACCCUGGGACCAUAUUUGUGAUCCUGGAAACGUGAAAAUUAGCGAUUUUUACACAUGAGAUCAUUUUUGAAUUGAAAAAUUGGGAAAAUCAGGCUUUUGGCUACAUUUUGAGCUAUUUUUGACCUCUGGAACGUGAAAAUUACGGUUUCUGAAGCUGGGAAAUGUUUUUGACUGAAAUCUGAGCUACAUUUUGACUCUGGGAAGAUUUUUGGCCAAAAACAUCGACUUUUUAAUUUUUCAAGUUUUGGAAAUUUUUUGAAAAAAUAAAAUUUAUGAAAUUUAUUGCUCAUAUUAGAAAUUUCUAUUCUCAGCUUAAAAAGUUCCAAUUUUCCAAAUUUCAAUAGUUCUAGCCACGUGGAUUUUUUUCCUCAAUAAAUAGUUAACAUGAGCAAUGUGACCUCAAAUUCCAAUUUUUCCAGAUUAACCGAAUCAUGGAAAAAUACCGUAGUCAAAAACGGCGUCACACCAAUCCCUCGCCGCCACCAAUUUCAACACCAUCUGAAACUGCAGCUCAAGUUUCAAGCUCCACAAAACCGCCACCGUCAAAACGGGCGGCACCAUCAACUUCGAUCGAGAAUAAUUUGGAAGAUGUUUCAUCGGAUGGUGCAACACCACCACCUCCGCCGGUUACUGUAGCCACUACAGUACCACCUACAGUACUUGCCUCGCCCUCAACAUCAACUGCGCAACCUGCUGCUACUGGACCUCCGGCUAUGAUUUCGCCACGUCAGCGAUACCGUACCUCAUCGUCGGCGUCGCAAAGUAGUACGGUAACCAACUCGACGGAAAAUAAUCAGAAGCUUGUUUCGCCUACACCCAAAACAUCGGUAUCAUCGAUGGAUUCGGAAGCACUUCAGGAGCAUAAUCAGCAGAAACCGCGAUUGUUGGCGACGAAAGCGUCGGUGAAGAGUUUUGACGCGAGUUUGGUGAGUUUUUUGAGGGAAAUAUUGGGAUUCCUUGGGUGAUUUGGGGAAUUUUGAGACCCGUAUUGAUUAGGUUUGCGAUUUUCUUGGGCUUUCAAUAUGUUUUUUGGAUUACCCAGGGGAUUUCAAGAUUUUAGACACCCAUAUUGAUAUAGUUUAGAAAAACUUUUGAAAUUGCACCAUUUUGGCGCCAAAAAUGCACCAAUUUUCAAAACUCUUCAAAUCAUAGCUUUUUUGGGCUUAAAAUGCUCCGCUUGGCCUUAGGAACAUGCUCUGAUCAUCUAAAAAUCUUCAUAAACCCAUUUAGAUCAAAUUUUGACCUAGGGAAUUUUUCCAAAAUUUUCGAUUUUUGAAAAUCUCAGAAAUUUGCGAUUUUCUCGAUCUCUCACAAUGUUUUUCGAAUUCCCCAGGUGAUUUUAGGAUUUUUGACACCCAUAUUGAUAUAGUUUAGAAAAUUACACCAUUUUUGCGUCGAGACCUCCCAGAAAAUUUGAUAUUUGAUAUGGCGAUGCAUGAAAAUCUGUCAAUUUAUUUUCUCUCUCUUUUUUGUCAUUGUUGUGGUGAUUUUUAGGUGCAGCAAGUCCCAUCACAAACUUCGGAAGAACCUUCAACUUCCAAAGAUCUCGACGAAUCGACAACAUCGAUCGAAGGUCCACCCGUCGAUUCAUCAGAUUCAUCAUCAUCGUCAUCUUCAGAUUCGGAUUCCGGUGCUUCGGAUUCCGAUGAUUCGGCAGAUGAUGUGAUUCGCGAACUGGAGCGCGAAGUGUGUAAGAUUCCGCCGGGUGCCACGUCAUCACUUGCGUCACCUUCUGCGACCGCCGGCGGCGACUCGAACACUCCGCGUGCGCUUCCGCCUCCACCGCAACCGAUUGAGAUUAUUGUGGAUCCGCGUGCGGCGCGAGGACAUCAGGAUCAGGUAGAGUUUUGGUUUUGUUGUUGUGUGGCCGCAUGGUUUUUGUGCAUGGUUUUGUGGGCGGAGCCUAUUUUCAUCUUGCCGCACAGUUUUCGGGGCGUGGCCUAUCGAAGCCACGCGCCCACAAACACAGAUUGACCUACCCCCUUCUCCUCUAUCCCUGCAACCCUGGCACGUUUUUUGGCGCCAGGAUCGCAGAGCCCUACCUAACCUGAGCAAUCCCUAUAUCUAACCUGAAUUGAUUUUCAGGACACUGCCGACGCGGUUCAAUCGAUAUUCGAUGAAGACGAUGAUGUGGAGCCGCAAUAUCCGAGUCAUGAUUUCAUCCACGCCAGCCAUCAGCAGCAGACUUUGGCUAACUCGAGCACUUCAGCUGCUCCUCGUCACCAACAAAAGAUUACCAUUGAACCGCCACCGCUGGCACCAGCCUCAACUUCGGCAAUCACACCAAGUUCGACGGGAAAAUCGGGAAGAUAUGAGAUUACUGACGAGCAAAUUCUCGAGGAGAUUUAUUGCGAGGAACCGGUGGUUGAUGAAGUGGAGCCCGAAGUGGAGCCGGAUGUUCAGUCUUUAAUUCAAGUUCACAUUCAGGAAGAGCCUCCGAAGGAGCAGCAAGCUCAUGAGAAGACCCCGAGUCAGAUCAUUCUGAAGACUCAGGCUCUACUCAAAGCUCAAGCGAUGGCUCAUGAAGAGGCCAUGGCUCAGAAGAAGAUUAUGGCUAAGCUCGAAGCUCAGGCCAAGCUGCAGCAGACCAAGCCGACUCAGCCUGAACCACAACUCAAAGUCCCACCACUAUCGUUGCUUCAUCCCAAGGUCGUGCCUGAGGCUCAACAACAGCCCAAGGCUCCACCCAGGCCCAGCUCGGUUGUUUUGGCCCCACCAAGGCCGCCUGAAAAUCCGAUGAUCGCGUUCAAUCAGCAACAACAGCUUGAGAUGGAACAAAUGGUCAACCCGUCGAUCUCGACAUUGGAAUUUAUCCAAACCCAGAGGAAGCUCGAGCGAGAGCAGCGUGAGAAGGAGCAGAAGGCGAAGGAGGCACAGGCUCAAGCUCAGGCUCAAGUCAAGGCGACUUUUGUGAGUUUUUAGGGGGGUUUUGGCUCCAUUUUGAGCAUGGAAACUUGAAAUCUUGAAUUUUGGGAUGAUUUUUGAGCCCAGGAGCUUGAAGUCUUGAAUUUUUGUUCAAUUUCAGCCUGGGAGUUUGACAUUUUGAAUUGUUGGAUGAUUUUUAAGACAAGUAGCUUGGAAUUUUGAAUUUGAUUUGUGAGCCUAGAAACUCCAAAUUGAGGUUGUCAGCUCAAUUUUAAGCUCGGAAACUUGAAAUUUGGAAUUUAGGCUCGAAUUUGAGCCCGGAAACUGAAAAUUUGAAUUUCGGGAUGAUUUGUGAGCCUAGAAACUCCAAAUUUAGGCUGUGAGCUCAAUUUCAAGCUCUGAAACUUGAAAUUUUGAAUUUUAGGAUGAUUUUUGAGCCCGGAAACUUGAAAUCUUGAAUUUGGGCUUAAUUUUGAGUCUAGAAACUCUAAAUUUAAGUUGUCAGCUCAAUUUUAAGCUCAAAUUCGAAAUUAGACUCAAAUAUGAGCCCGGAAACUUAAAAUUUGGAAUUUUGGCCUAAUUUUGAUCCUGAAAACUCCAGAUUUGGAUUUUUAGCUCAAAUUUGAGCUCGGAAACUGGAAAUUUUGAAUUUUUCAAUGAUUUUAAAGACCAGGAGCUUGAAAUUUUGAAUUUCGGGAUGAUUUGUGAGCCUUGAAACUUCAAAUUUAGGUUGUGAGCUCAAUUUCAAGCUCUGAAACUUGAAAUUUUGAAUUUAGACUCAAAUUUGAGACCGGAAACUGAAAAUUUCCCAAGAUCUUGAAAUUUCGAACUGUAGCCUGAUUUUUUUUUAGAAAAAUUCCACUGAAAAUCUGAAAAUCCCAUUUUUUUCAGUCACCAAAAAUUGUCACCAAUGGAAAUCGUCAACAACCACAACCACAACAACAACAACAACAAAUCCCUGCCACGUCAUCAUCUACAGUACCCCUGCCAGCAACUACAGUACUUCCAACCACAGUCGCUCAACAAAUUCCAACAACAUCUACAGUACCACUACCACAAGUCACCGUACCCCUUCCAAUUUCCACAGUACACCAUCAAUUUCCGGUUGGCAUCAAUCCAAUGUUGUUGCAAGCGCAAGCGGAAGUUUUGGCGCAGUUCAUGAACAAUCCGGCUGCGGUAGCUGCGGCGCAAGCGCAAGCGCAAGCCGCAGCUCGACAAAAAGCGGCCGCCGCGGAAAAAGAGGAAGAGAAGCGACGAGCCAAGGAGAAGGCCGAUUUGGCGAAGCGACAGGCCGCGCAGGCUCGAGCCGAUGCGGCCCGGGCCGCUCAGGCUCAAGUUGAAGCGCAGGCUCGAGCUCAGGCCGAACAUCAACGUCUACAGACACAACUCGAGAUGUUGCAGCAGCGAUUUGCGCGCGAGUAUCCGAAUUUUGGUGGAAUGGUGAGUGGAUUUUUUUUUGGGCUGAGUUACUGUGGGCUUUGAGGGUCCAAAAAGCCUGAUUUUAGAGCCUAGAUUUGUCUGGGUUCCUGUGGAUUUCGAGGCCCGAAAAAACCUGAUUUUUGAGAAUAGAUUUUACUAGGUUCCUGUGGAUUUCGAGGCCCGAAAAAACCUGAUUUUUGAGACUAGAUUUUACUAGGUUACUGUGGAUUUCGAGGCCCGAAAAAGCCUGAUUUUUAGGCUGAAUUUGACUAGGUUACUGUGGAUUUCGAGGUCCGAAGAAGCCCACUUUUUGAUACUAGAUUUGACUGGGUUACUGUGGAUUUUUUGCCCCGAAAAAGCCUGCUUUUUUAGGCUAAAUUUGACUAGGUUACUGUGGAUUUUUUGGCCCAAAAGAGCCUGGAAACUCUACAGUAAUCUGACCAUUUUUGCGCUACAAAAGUCCCAAAACUUUCUUGGUUUUUUUUUCAUUUUCAAAAAAUUUAUCUUCUCCCAGACCUACAGCAUUGAAAAACCGUCUUAUCUCAUAAAAAAAAUGUCAAAAUCAAUUUAGCCUAUCUCUAUUUCCCUUCCACUUAGUUCAAUCUACAGUAUCGCGGGUGUCCGAAAAAUUUUCUUCUUUUUUUUGUUCGUUCGAAACCGAUUUUCGCAACAUAAAUAACACAAGUACGUAUAGUUAGAGAAAAUGAAAAGAGAAAGGAUUUGUGGCCUUGAAGAAAUUGGGAACAGCGAUUUUUGAACAAAAAUCGGAGGAGUGUUAGAGACGCAGAGGGGUUAGAGAAGCUAGAGAAAAAUUACUGUAAUGUUUAGAUUACCAGGGUAGAGGUUAGAGACGCAGAGAGUAGCUCAAAAGUCCGAUUUUCUUACAGAACGAACAACAAAUUGCGCAGCUUCAACUAUUUGCCGAAGCUGCAGCAGCCGGAGCUUCUGCCUCUCCUGCCGCAGCCACGACAGCCAAUCAAAUUGCACCCACAGCCGCCACACCAACAACAAGUGCCACAAAUGGCGUCGACUACAGUACCACCCUGCCACCGGUUGCACCAUCUCAACAGGGUACGGUAACUGUGACGACGAUUGCAAAUGGUUGUGUUGUGACGAAUGGAAAUCAUGCACAAGUUGCGCCAAGUCACAUUUUGACCGGAUUGGGGCGAUGUCAUUUGCGGCCGAUACCGAUUACUGCCAAAUUUCCGGAUGUGAGUUUUUUUCGGGCUUUUUGGGGGCUUGAAAUGGGCCUGGAGGGGCCUAAAAUAAGCCUAGAUGGGUGAGUUUUUGAUUGGGGGAAAAAUGAGCCUAAACCAUAUUUUGACAAGCCUGAACCUAGGCCUGAAAGCCUAACCUAGUUUCUGACAAGCCUGAACUUUGCCCCGAUCCAAAAAACCCAACAUUUUUCUGAUUGAAAAUUUUUUCCCGUAAAUUUCGCAUUUUUUUUUCUAUGUGUGUGCAAAUAUUUACGAAAAAUGCACACAUUUUUUGUGUUUUGAAGAGAAAUUUCUGGUUUUCUGGAUUUUAGAGGAAAAAGUGCACGGGAGGUUAAUUAAAGGGAGGUACAGUAAUCUAGAGUGGUCCUGGAAGGAUUUUAAAGGGACAUACAAUGAUAGAAGCUUUUGGGGGAUUUUAAAGGAUCAUACAGUACCCUUAUAGUCUAUCAGACUUUUGAGAAGGUAUUUCAAAGGUGCAUGGGAACAUUAAAGGAGCAUACCGUACCAAUUAACUAUGUCACUUCAAACAUUUUAGAAAUUCAAAGGUGCAUACCGUACUCCCACGCCUUCCGUCCCUUUUGAUUUUUUUAGAAGAUUCAAAGGUGCAUACCGUACUCCUACGCUUUCCGGCCUAUCUGAACAUUUCGGAGAUUUAAAGGUGCAUACCGUACUCCUACGCCUUCCUGUCCCUUUGAACUUUUCGUUUUCAUUCCUUCUGACAAAUAUCAUGCGACAUUUUCCGGAAAAUGUUUCUCAUUUCUUUUUUUGUUGUGUCAAAAGUGCAGACAACAUGUGAUGUGAUAUGAAAAAAAAUAAAUAAAUGAAUCAAACUGGCUGCCAAAAAAUACAAGUUGACCAACAUUUGAAAAGAUGCACUUUUCCCUUUCCCCCAGUUGCCCAAAUAUUCCUCUGAUCAAACUAGAGACGCGAACAAAAAUGUUGCUUUCUUCUUCUUUUUCUUUUUUCGUUCCUUCUUUCUUUCAUGCUGCCAUCAAUCCAUCUAUACACAAACAUUUUUUGCCUAGGGGUGGCCUCUGGAAGUGUGUUGUACCUGCUAGUGUCAGCCGCCAGCAAAAGCGUAAAGGGAACGGGUGAACGGGCGGAGUGCAGACGACGAGAGUCGAGUCGAUGUGUCCCCUAGGCGCGGCGCCCUCUCCCAGCCCCCCGACUCCGCCCACUUUGUCUCUUUUUCUCUCGUCACUCUCUCACUCUCUCGGCCCAGUUGUUGUCUCUCGCUCUUCUACACAACAAUUCCUACCUCGUUUUUUGAACUUAUGCUGUGAUUCUAGCUAUAUAUUGUGAUAUUAUAA
This is a messenger RNA of Caenorhabditis angaria, 28997 nucleotides long. NCBI's taxonomy places the organism in Eukaryota, Metazoa, Nematoda, Chromadorea, Rhabditida, Rhabditidae. The record is from the annotation of a GenBank genome assembly.